Molecule: messenger RNA, 2956 nt
Organism: Manduca sexta (tobacco hornworm)
Lineage: Eukaryota; Metazoa; Arthropoda; Insecta; Lepidoptera; Sphingidae
Gene: Axud1
Exons: 2
Coding region: 531-2786 (751 amino acids)
Biological process (GO): regulation of transcription by RNA polymerase II
Cellular component (GO): nucleus
Molecular function (GO): DNA-binding transcription factor activity, RNA polymerase II-specific; sequence-specific DNA binding
Source: RefSeq, a predicted model, not a curated record
ACUUGCCUGCGUCGCUCGAGUCGUCCAACGCGAUUACGCGAGGUAGGAACUGUGAGAUCGGUGUAGUAAAAGUGGCCUCUAUCUGUGCAACUGAGCAGUGAUGAUUUUACGUUAAAAUAUUUCCCUGAGUUUUUUUUUUGUCACAAAUAUAUCAAUUUCUGACGUGCGUCACGAUAAUCGUUGCUGACUGCAAAGUAAUAUAAAGUUCUUUUCCAAUCUCAAAGAAUGUUGCUGUCAAAAUAAGGCGGAAAAUAAAUAAAUAGGGUUAAAACACAACGGCUCGCGCAGUGAUGUGAUGGAAAGAGAACCUUAAGACUGUGCAUUUAGAGUGACUAUUGCGUGAGUGGUUAAAUGUGAUGUCCGAAUUGAUAUAAAUUAUGCUCACUAGGUUCAAUAUUAAAACUAUGAUAAGACUGAAGGAACGGUGAUUGAAUACGCAGUGAUCAUCAUGGACUGGAGAAUUCGGCGGCGGGCACACGAAUACCACCGGUGAAGUUAGUCGAGGCCACAGUCUUUUGAAAUAGGUAAUCAUGGAAGGUGCAGCUCCGGAAUCGGUUGACCAACAACCGAUUAAACAAGAAUCUACUACCGUUAAUGAAUAUGAAACAGAUGUUGUAACACCCAACAAGGAAGAUGAUGCUUUUCCUGCAGUGAAAGAUGAAAAGAAUAGUGACAGUGACGUUCAGAGUGAGGACCUUAGUUCUAAUGAUGAACCGAGUAACGCAAUCAGUAAUAGUAACUCUCAGUUUUAUGAGAGCAGUGAUAGUAAGAUAGAUUACGCAGUUAAAAUAGAUGAUAAUGAUACUCUAAGUGACAUUGACGAUCUAAAAACUGAUAGUGCUUCUGCCGACAGUGAAGACUCUGCGCUAGGCAGCUUGCCACCGGACAGCGCGCCCAAUGAAAGGGAAGAAGAAGUACAGGAUAGGUCAGAGGGCAGCGACUCGGGUCUAGGAUCGGAAGCUAAUGAAGAUAUAAAGGUACCCAGUUUUAAUCUGGUACUGCCAUGUCCAGGGAAUCUAAAGAAUAUUGAGCCAGAACUAAUCGAGAAUCAUUCAGAAAUUACAAAUAAAAUUCAUGUCAAGAAUGAACAAGAUGACAGCCAUAUCCCCGAAACUAAAACCCCACUAAGAAGUAGCCUUAAGAGAAAAUGCCGAGAUGAGACAAUUGAAGAUAUAGAACCUAAAAGAAGAAAAGAAGGAAUAAGAUUUGAUAAUGUGACCGUUUAUUACUUCCCCAGAGCACAAGGAUUUUCUUGUGUGCCUUCGCAAGGAGGCUCUACUUUAGGAAUGGAAUGGGAACAUUCUCAUGCACAAAAGUUUACUUUAGUUGAACACGCCCUUGAACAGAGAAGGUUACACAGGCAAAUAUUACAACAGUUAAAAAGCGAACGCCAUUCUUUAAAAGGUGUGUCGCUCUCUUCCAGCGAAGACAGCGAUACUGAAGAAGAAGCGAGCGACAUAUCUGAGUCAGAAUUGGAUUUGGACAGUUAUUAUUUUCUACAGCCAGUGCCCACAAGACAGAGAAGGGCUCUCUUACGUGCAGCUGGAGUGAGGAAGAUUGAAGGUUACGAAAAAGAUGAAUGUAGGGAUAUAAGGACUUCACGCGAAUUUUGCGGUUGUGCUUGUAAAGGAACGUGCAAUCCGGAAAGCUGCUCGUGCAGUUUAGCUGGCAUAAAAUGUCAAGUAGAUAGACUAAACUUUCCUUGCGGAUGUACCAGAGAUGGCUGUUGUAAUACUACUGGUCGUAUCGAGUUUAACCCCGUAAGAGUUAGAACUCAUUUUAUUCAAACACUUAUGAGAUUAGGACUUGAGAAGAAAAACGAAGAAAAUCAAGAAGCUGUGAAAAGACAGUGGGUAGAAGCGCACAACACUAAUGCAGUCUCCUGUUUAAACAAUACUUCCUAUAACGGCGACCGAUGCCUCACUCAUGAAGAUGGUUUACUACGAGACGUCAGUCUCUCUCCUAGAGUAGAGGUCGAAUCUUGUGUCAAUUCCGGAAGCUUUAAUAAUAUUCACUGCGACGUGAACAAUGCCACUGCACAAAAUGGGAUACAAGAUGACCCGUCAUAUGCCUAUAGAAAUAGUAAUUCAAGCAAUAGAAACAUAAAUCAAAACAACAUGAUGCAUUUCGAAAAUUCUAAUAAUCAUCACAAUCAUGCUGACCCGUACGCAUCCAAUAUUCUCCAAGGCAAAGGUCCGCCUUACUCCGCUGCCAAUACAAUGGGAUUUGACACAACUUCAACCAAUAUACAAAGAUUUCCCUGUGAUCUCAAUUAUGCAUAUGAACAACACCAUUCUGAGACUCAUAAUUUUAAAGGUUUACAAAGCUUCUCGGCCUCUACUUUUGAAGAAUUCGCCCACAACUCACAGAUGACGAUGUUUAGUCAUUACGGCCAGAUGUACGUCCCGGACUACCUGCACAAGCCCAGCACAAGUAUGCACGACCACAAUGCCACACAAUAUCAUGCUAUGCCUCAAAAUAAUUACGAGAUGUACAAAAAUAAUUCUGAAUGCGUAAGCUCAGAUGCUAAAAGUGUGUCUCAUUACACUACUUUGAUGACAAUGCCAUAUCAAAAUAGUAAUAAGUUGCAAGAAGUAGAGAAUGAUGAGAAUUGGUUCAGUCACAAUACUCUGCUGAACUUGGACCACUCUGAUCAAACGACGCAAGACGCGGUGGACCUACAGUCUCACUCCACGGAGACACCAACGGAAAGCAAUACUACGGAGACUACCGAAAAUUUCGGUGAACUUAUUAAGAAAACUAUGGUAGAAUCUGUUACUGUGUAGAUGAAUUAUUUGUUGUCUUUUCAUCAUCUUAAUGAAUUAUCGUGUUAUUAAAUUUUUAAUUAUAUUAAUUAAUAAUUAUGAAUACGGAAUAUUUUAUUGUGAAUUUAAUUAUACAAAAUUUACCCAUAAGUGCAUAUGAAAAUAUAGAAUUGAGUCAUACAAACAAUAAA